ACUGUCAGAAUUCCGACAGAAAUGAGGGCAACCGGUUGUCGGAUUUUAUACACGUUAUUAUUUUUGAGAUGAAAUUGGUAUGUAACUCUUAUGUUUAUAUCCUGAUGAUCGUUUUGACGAGGGGAAUAUGGGUGAUUCAAUGUUCAACCGAUUUCAAAGUUGAUGAACUGAAAAAACUAUCCGAAAAAUUGGAUCCUAUAGAAUGUUUAAAACUAUUGGAUGCCGUAUAUCAGAGAACGAGCUUCAAGCAGAAAAUGGCCAUGGCUGAAAAAAUACAUAAAGUUGUUCGAAGGAAUUUCGGAAACUCUUGGGUUACACAAGAAAAUUGUCUUUUUCAAUUAGAAAAUUGGCAAAAAAAUUUCCCUGGAAAAGGAAACAUUAAAGGCCGAGAAGUGUUGGAAGAAGCAUUGAGAUAUUUGGGAAGACCCGAUUUGGCAAGAAAAAUUGUACCAAAUCGAAGAGAAUUUUUUCUCGACCAUAUCAUAAAUCCUGAAAAUUUUUUUGAAAAUAAUCAUCAGGAUAUGCCUAGACGAUAUGUCCACAAAAAUGAAAAAGAGAUUGGAGAGAUUUCGAAAGAAAAUCACUCUGAAGUUACAGAUCAUAAUAAAAUAAAAAAUAAAAAACCCGAGAUGAAUUACGAUAUCUACUGGAUUAUUCUCAUCGCUGUUAUUGCUUUAAUAAUCAUGUCUAUUUGUGCAACUGGAAUUUUCGUUAUCUACAGGAAAAACUGUAAUCAAUGUAUCAAUGGUCGGUUUUGUCAAGAAUGGGACUUGAAUCGAGAUGGAAAAAAAUUUUGCGUUUGUUGCUGUGGUAAGCGGAAUAAAAGGAACAGAAAAUCUUAUUCGGAUGUAGACAUGGAAAGUGGAUGUUCGGGAAGAUGUUCUAAGUGCUGGUUGGACCCGCAGAGAGACAACUACGAAAAGUCACGUUCAAAGCAAGAGACGAUUUGCGCACAGAAACCUAAAAAGUUGAAAAAGAAGAGAAAACAAUCUAGAACGAAAGAGAAGAUUCAUAAAAAGGAGGAAAAAAGAGCCUCAAGAAACAAAAGUCUUGAGAAGGAAACGAAGUCUCAAACAUGCAAGUGGAAUGCUACUAGUGAACCCUCACAAACAGAUUUCAAGGAAAGGCAAAACAAAAAAGACUGCAAAUGUUUAAAAUGUCCCUCCAUUAGUGAAGAUCAGGAAGAAACCAGAUUGUUCAAGAAAACAGAAACAGCCUGUAAUGAUCCUCUUUGUAGCAGAUACAUUUUUAAGAAUAUAACUGACCUCAGUCUUUCUUCGGAGACAGAAUGUGUUACUACAGGUAGAAAAGGCAAGAAAAAAGAAAAAAGCGGAUGGUCUUCCUGUGACUCUUCACCAAGAUUGAAAGACAAAGAAAGAGCGAAAGAACCUAAAAACAAGGAGAAAUUGUUCCAAUACAAAUCGGGCAGUCCAUGUUCUAGAAAAACCUACGAGUGGAGGAAAAUAGCCAUGGAAAAGAGACACGGGAAAAAUAGCGUGUAAAUCCAAUUACGAACAGAAAAUUGAGGAAAUUCCUUUUUCGCAGGUACAUGUUUCUGACACUUUAUUUUUAUUUAGUUCACUUUGGAACAAUCUCAGUCAAAAUGUUACCAUCUUCACAAUGUCGCCUCUGUUGUUGUUUUUUAAAUACUCAAUUUUGCUUUUCCUUUAAAGUUAUGAAAAAGUAAUCAAUAAACCUGAUAAAGAAUCAUAUUUAAAACAAUCUCUUUCCUUUCUGUGUAUAUUUCUUUCUAAAAUAAAACGUAUAUUUCAAAUAGAUGCUUCAAAUUUUGUACAUGGAUCCCUGGGAUUAUCCGGGGUAGAAGGGGGUGGA
This is a messenger RNA of Belonocnema kinseyi, 1833 nucleotides long. RefSeq lists its product as uncharacterized. The coding region runs from base 69 to 1502 and encodes 477 amino acids. The record is from RefSeq and is a predicted model, not a curated record. NCBI's taxonomy places the organism in Eukaryota, Metazoa, Arthropoda, Insecta, Hymenoptera, Cynipidae. The transcript is spliced from 6 exons.